AUGGAGAUUAUGCAUGGGUGAAACUGUGCUGAAAGUAUCCCCUGGUGGGGUGUAGGGGUGGCUAAAGGACACUGAAGAUGUUGAGGUCUCUGUGGGACCAACUCUGUCGAGCAGAAGAUUUACAUCAAUUUAAACACAACGGCCCCCUGUGUCCGACUCCUCAACGCGACCCACCAGAUCGGCUGUCAGUCCUCUCUCAAUGGUAACACAGGAAUCAUCCACCUCGUCCAGCAUGAGUCUGACCUACCGUGGGUCCUUCAGGAUGGUCCUCACGCCCCCUACACAGUCCUCCUGGAGACAGCCAUGUUCACAAGGGACGUCAUGCUGAGGUUAAAGGUGAAGGGUCGGGUCGCUGGUGUCGCUGUGGUGAUUCCUAACAGACCAGAAGGUGCUCAGUUCUCGCCGCAUCUGAAAUGCCCCAACACCGGGUCCGGUGUUUAUUCCCCAGACUAUGGACCUGAGUUUGUGAACUGUAACAAGACCUUGUGGAACCCGGAUGGUAAUGAGCUGUCGUAUGAAGACUUUCCCUUUCCAGUCUUCCUGCUGAAGGAUGACAACGAGACUCAGGUCAUCCGCAAGGUGAGGCAUCACAAACUCCAAGUUACCAGCUUUUGUCAUAAAUCCAGACAUCCAGAAUGAUGACCACCUGUUGCUGUGUACCAGGUUUGAGAAAGGGAUGAAUGGCCUCUUCCUGUU
Rhincodon typus (whale shark) is the source of this 696-nucleotide messenger RNA. RefSeq names its product nicastrin (gene ncstn). NCBI's taxonomy places the organism in Eukaryota, Metazoa, Chordata, Chondrichthyes, Orectolobiformes, Rhincodontidae. The record is from RefSeq and is a predicted model, not a curated record. Gene Ontology annotation, biological process: protein processing; Notch receptor processing. The coding region runs from base 304 to 639 and encodes 111 amino acids. The transcript has 5 exons. Gene Ontology annotation, cellular component: membrane.